UCCGUCAACCACACAUUUCAACAAGAGCACUUCCUGUUCAUGCAAGCACUUGCUGCUUCAUCGUCAAUAAUAAAAACACUGCCAGGCUGCGGAACAGGAUAUUUCCAGCUGGUAUUUAUUGGUAAAAACCAAAGUUAGGUUUAAAUCUUAACAGUAGAAAUAGAUCCAGUGGAUGACUACGCUUCUUUAAUCUGCUGAGACAAAUGGAGAAGACGUCACAGCAACAGCAUUUGGAGACGGAGCUGCCUCCAAACUCAAGGAGUUUCAGCUUUGCAUCUAUGCGUAUUAAAAAAAGACACCACAGUAAUGAAGAGGGAGGAUUCACACGGCGGAGAGGGUUGAUGUCUUUUUCAUCAGUACGGGAGACAUCGAGAAAGGAGUCAGUCCAAGAUGAGGCCUCAAAGCUCCACUGUACCGAGGACCAGGUGAACGAGACAGCUGCCAUCCCGUCAGGUGAAGAUGACGCUGGACGACCGGGGGCCCUCAAGAGGUUAAGUGCCAUGUGGUCGUCCUUCCGCAGACACAAAAGAGAGGGAUUCAAAGACUCCGAGCCUCCAGAGCUGCCGGGCCAGGUGGCUGAAAACUCGUCCCGGCAGCACCGCUACGUCAGUGGGCAGUACUUCUUCGAGUACCUGGUGGUGGUCAGCCUCAAGAAGACCAAAGACGGCAGCAGCUACGAACCUCAGAUCACCUACCAGUUCCCCAAGAAAGAUGGGAUGGCUAAAUACCAGAAGGAGGAGGAGGAGAAGACGCUGAAGGCCAUCACUCUCUUCUGUUUCCCAGAGGGCAUCAACUGGGCUCCUCUGACAGAAUACCCCAGUGAGACGUUCUCCUUCGUUCUGACGGAGAUUGAUGGCAGCAGGAGGAAUGGAUACUGCAGGAGGUUACUGCCCGGAGGGAGAGGAGCCCGCCCCCCGGAGGCUUACUGCAUCAUCAGCACCCUGGCUUGUUUUGGCCUCUUCUCCAAGAUAUUGGAGGAGGUGGAGAAGCGGCGGCAGAUCUCCACAGCCAUGAUCUACCCGUUCAUGCAGAAGCUGAGGGAAGCUCCCUUCCCAGCCCCAGGACACACUGUUGAGAUUAAGAGCUUCAUUCCAGAGUCGGGCACUGAGAUCAUCAGUCUGACGCGCCCGCUGGACUCCUGGCUGGAGCACGUCAACUUCGCCACGCUCUUCGACUGCCUGACAGACGAGGAGGUGCUGCUGGUGUUCGCUGCCGCCGUCCUGGAGAGACGGAUCGUUUUCAUCGCUGAGGAACUGGGCACAUUGUCACAAAUCAUACAUGCUGUGGCAGCCCUCCUGUACCCCUUCACCUGGCAGCACACCAUGAUCUCCAUUGUUCCUGAGAUCCUGAUCGACGUGGUGAUGGCCCCCACCCCCUACCUGCUGGGAGUCCAGAAGCAUCUGCUGGACCUGGUCACCGACCAGAGUGAUCUGCUGGUGGUCGACUUGUCUGACAAUAAAAGGGAAACCUUCAUUGCUUCAGUUGGUGAUGAAAGCUCUAUUCUGCCCCCGAAGCUCAAAAGUGAAAUCCUAGAGGCUCUUAGUGCCAGACAAAAAGCAUCAACGGUGGAGGAGUUGAACCGGGUGGUGUCGGAAGCCUUCCUGCUCUUCUUUGUGAAAACAGUGGGCCACUUCAGAUCCUACGUGAAACACAGUCGCGGCGGGGGGCCAGGGGUGUUUGAAAAGAGAAGCUUCUACAAGGCCAUCGAUUCCAAAACUACACGACACUUCGUCAAGUUGUUCCUCCAGACGCAGAUGUUCGACCUGUUCAUCCAGGAGGUGGAGCAGCAGCAGCCUGGACCGCAGCAAGGAAUAUUUAACAAAAAGAUCCUCGAAUACCAGGAGAAGAAGAAAAAGGAGAAGGCAAAGAAACACUAGCUCUGGGCGGGGGGGGCCGGGUGUACAUAGGGGAGUUGAUAGGAAAUGUCAGAUGUGAAAGUUGCACUGUGUGUUUUAUGUCCUGUGUCAGUGUGGUUUUAAACAAUGUGUGAAUUACUGUAUGGCUAUGUUGCUGCUAUCUGUGAAACACUGGCAGAAUGAGAGACUGCAGUUCCUCGUGUUCUCAGCCUGUGGCCGCAGUCCGACGCUGAUCAGCAGGAAAUCAUUCCAAAUAAAGACUAGUUUUUUAAGUCCACGCAUCUACAGUCUCAAUUUUUGGCCUCAAUGACUAGAAGAAGGUUGUGUUUGUUGAACACUUCUUUCUUUCUGACUGACAUCCUUACUUUCUAUGAGCAAAAAUGCAGAAAUUGAUCAGAGCAGUCCAUUCCAGUUCUCUUACUAAACAUAUAUAAACAGUGUCUAUAAUCUAUUAAUUUUAAUUGGGUAUGUAUGACAAAAUACAAUACAAACAAUCAAGGACAAAAUGUAGUUAUUAAGGUGUCUCUAUGCAGGCUUAGUUUCUCAUUCUUAAUAAUAACCGGGGCCUCCCUCAAUAAAUUAAUAAGUUACUGAUUGAAGAAUAUUUCAGAAACAUUUUACAAGAGAAACAAGACAAAACAGAAGCUCUUUGUAAGCUUUGUCUUUAAAAGUUGCUUUAUAAAUGUGUGUCAUUUAUCAUUAAUACUUUUAUGUUAUUAUUAUUAUCAUUAUUAUCAUCAUACAACUGCUACGCCUGUUGCCAUAGCCUGCAGUUUGGCCCAUGUAGCAUCCUGCGUUGGUGCUAUAGGGUUAUGUACACUGUAUUUUUGUCCUAUAGAUUUUGUACAGUAAACUAUUAAAAACAAAUAUAUCA
Messenger RNA from Trematomus bernacchii (emerald rockcod), 2730 nucleotides. RefSeq names its product DENN domain-containing protein 2D-like. NCBI's taxonomy places the organism in Eukaryota, Metazoa, Chordata, Actinopteri, Perciformes, Nototheniidae. The record is from RefSeq and is a predicted model, not a curated record. The transcript is spliced from 16 exons. The coding region runs from base 204 to 1877 and encodes 557 amino acids. Gene Ontology annotation, cellular component: nucleoplasm; cytosol.